UUUGUACCUCUGUGUGAAUAUCUUCCAGUUACUGAACUGAAAACACUGUUGUUUGUGCACAAAGACAUCUCAGUAUUUAGCUCCUUGGAAGAAGAUGGAUGGAUUAAUUUAUGGGAGAAAAUGGCUUCACCAUGUAUUUUGGAAGCUUUUAGCACAAAUUUAAGUGAUGGAAAAGAACUAGUUUGUUCUCAUGGAGAGGCAUUCACAAAAAUUCCUCGCUCUCAGUUAGACAAAUGUCUUGAAGAGAACAUUUCGUUUUCUAAAACGACAGUGGAGUCUUUUGGUGUUCAGGAGUCUAGUGGAAAAAAGGAUUCUUGUUGGUUUCCUCCAAAGAAAGAAAUGAUUCCUCGAUUUCGCUUGGAGCCAGCAUCAGCAGAAUGCAAUACAGCUGUAGCAGAUGACAGGAGUCUUACCGAAAAUCAUGUCAGGGAAACCAAAUUAGGGAGAGAAAUCGGAAAACAUUUAUCACUUGGGAUUCAAGAAGAAAGAAAAAAUGAGGAGUGCCAACUAGUCGGUUUUAAGGAUGUGUCUGUUGGACCAGAUACCACCCCACAAAAGAAAAGGCCUAUUCCUCUUGAGCUGCCCAGAAAACAUCAAGAGGAUUUUGAUUUUUUAAGCAACUUCAUCAUGCUGAGAUCAAAACAUGUGAUCACCCAGAGUGAGAAAACAAAUGAUGUGGAUAUUCAAAAAGAAGCUCCAAAUGCUAAGGAGGAGAGCUCAGCAUCUGAAACUCACGACAGUCCUAUUGCCCUUAAAACGGCAGUCCUUACAGAAAAGCAAACCAAAGACAAUGAAGCAACUAUCUCCAUUGAAAUUAAACCAUCAGAGAGCCAACAGCAGGCGUAUCUUAUCCUCGAAGCAGCUGUGGUUCCAGUUUUGCAAGACCUCGCGACUCUUGGCAGACACAGUUGGAAGUUUGCCACCCUUAAUUUCGAUGACUCCAGAUUUUUUCUAAAGCAACAAGAGAAAGUGAUGAGUGAUACUUUUAAAGAGGGUACCCAAGAUGGGAACGAUUUUACACUGUUCAAACAUGCUGCUGUUCUUCAUUUGCUGGUAACCGUUCGAGACCUCUUACUAACAUGUAACUUGAGCACAGCAUUGGGAUAUUUGUCCAAGGCAAAAGAUAGCUAUAAGGACUUCCUAGGCUCUAGCCUGGAUAAUAUUUGGAGACAGUUGAAGAUUGUGCACUUUGCUCUUCAGAAGCAGGAAACCAACCCCAAGAUAACAGAGCUGCAGCAUCAAAUCUCUAAGUGGGUACACAGUAAUACAGAUGGUCAGAAUAAGGUAAAUAAGGUAAAUUAUAUUAAAAGGUUGGCCUCUGAUGAAAAUCAUUGUAUGGUUUUAUUGCUGCAAGUGACAGACAAAAUGAUAAGCUUGAAAAUUGGGUGUUUGCAUGCAGAGAAAAGGGGAACUUUGUUAGAGAACAAAAAUGUCAUAAGUAGUUUACAAAGAUAUUUUUGCGUUGUUGUACGUAAUCAGCAUAUUGGACCUGAUUUCCCCUGGACUCAUUUUUCACUUGUGGUGGAGUAUAACUAUUCAAAAAAUUCCUGCUGGAUUGAUCUCUGCAAAAAUCUGGGUCUUUCUUAUAUAACUUUCGAAACCACUCUCCCAGAAGCAGCCGGAACUGACGAGGCUUUUCCAGAUUAUUCUUGGCGUAUCCUUUCGAAUGUACCAGUUCCUUAUUUUUUUCUGACAUCCGAAGGACUUCUCAACACUCCAGAAAUCUUGCAGUUACUGGAAUCCCAGUACAAUAUUACAUUUAUUGAGCGAAGUUGCUGCGAGGCAUUACAGUUCUUUGGAAGCACAGAGCGCUAUGUCGUGAUGACUAUAGACGAAUGUACUGCUCUUGUUAUGCAGAAUGUCGAAGAACUCAAUUAUGAAAAGUCUUCUGAUAAUAUUGUGUUAAGACUGAUGGUAUUGUCCCUUCAGUAUAACUCCUGUUGGAUUAUUUUAUACUCCAGAGAAAGACUAAGUUCCCACUAUAGUCUAGGUGGCAAAACCCUUCAUCAUCUAGCCUUAAUUUAUGCCGCCUUGGUGCCUUUUGCCCAGAAGUCAGAGGACUUUGAUGUGAAGGUGGCUCUUACACCAGGAAUUGAAGAGACAGCAUUUUUGGUUCGUCAGAUUGCUGACCACAUGCUGUUGACAUCCAACAGGCAUCCUCAGGAGUGGCUGGACAAAGCCUGGCUUUCAGUCUUGCCAUCAGAGGCAGAGAAAUGCUUGCUUACCUUUCCAUGCAUCAACCCUCUGGUGGCUCAAGUCAUGUUAAAGAAAAGUUCUUCACUGGAGUGGCUUCUGUCGGCAUCUUUUGCCCAACUUCAGGAACUUUUGCCAGAAGUACCAGAAAAGGCCUUGAAGCAUUUUAGUGACAUCACAUCAAUGUACACCAUAAAACCACAGCCCAAGUCAAAACCUGUAAAAGAACCUGUGCCACCUGAAGGAGAAACAGACUAUGCCAUCAGCUCCUAUUAUCAGUUUCCUAAUUCUGAGGUCUUGUUGUCCAACUUUCAAGAAUCCAAUCCCUUUAAUCAAGAUUCAGGAUGCUCUCCUGUACAGAAAAGCAGAAACACGUAUCCCGGUUGCCAGCAAAAUGAGUUGUGUAAUUCACCAAAAUCAAUUAGGAGGCAGAAUGUAAUGGCCCCUUCCAUCUCAUACAAAGAAGACAUGGGUCCCUUUCAGAAUACUAUAGAGAAGCAACAGUAUCUCCUCUUUCUGAAACAAAUGGAAGCAGAAAGAAGAGCACUGAACCAUCCUGAAGAACCUAAGCACAUCAACUUUGAAGCCUCCAUGCCAUAUUUAGACUACAGUCAAAAUGGCCCUAAGGCGUACCUUGAAAGUGUCUCACAAAAGAGAAUGUUUCUCUCAAAAGGGGCGGGAUGCCAAAAGCAGGAGAUGCCAGUCUUGUUGAAGAAUCCUGUCCGUCAAGAUGUUAAAAAUAUAUGUGAACUCCAGAAGGAGCCUCUUGUGAAGCAAUGCCAUUCUGCCCAGGAUGUCAGAGAUUUGUGGUACAUUGACUAUACUAAAAAAUCCCUAUUGCCGCAGAGCCCUGGCCAUUUUCUAAGAGAAUUUGAAGGAACUGGGUACUACAAUCAAAAACCUCAGUCUGAGGAGAGGUUUCGAGAUGAACAUCCAUUCCUGCAAACAGCAAAGUCGUCUUUCUACAAUGCAGAUUUCUACAAACCCAUAUCAAGCCAGGAUGGAUUCUUCAACCUCAACUUUCAAAUGACGGGAAAAUGUGCAGGAAGGAAAGGGCCUGAUUUGUCAUCUAAUCACAGAGAGCAAGAUUCUUCAGCAGAAUUUGCCCAGUUGCCACAGCUUAAGAAACGUCGCCUAACAUUUGAGAGAGACCCCAAGAGAAGUGAUGGUCAAACACGUCUCAAGUUCUUCUAAAGCAAAAUACAAAC
Messenger RNA from Anolis sagrei ordinatus, 3401 nucleotides. NCBI's taxonomy places the organism in Eukaryota, Metazoa, Chordata, Lepidosauria, Squamata, Anolidae. The record is from RefSeq and is a predicted model, not a curated record.